Amorphotheca resinae ATCC 22711 is the source of this 1950-nucleotide messenger RNA. RefSeq lists its product as hypothetical. The record is from RefSeq and is a predicted model, not a curated record. The coding region runs from base 1 to 1950 and encodes 649 amino acids. The transcript is spliced from 2 exons. NCBI's taxonomy places the organism in Eukaryota, Fungi, Ascomycota, Leotiomycetes, Helotiales, Amorphothecaceae.
AUGUCCUACGAAAGUGGGUUGAUAACUCCCUCAACCACCUCCGACAGUUCGCGAGGUCGACGGGCUGAGGCAAGCUCCACUGGCAGUUCUUCUCGUGGCUUCUUCGGCAUCUCUUGCACAAAAUACCGGGUUGGAGCACCUCCCCUGCGACCUCUGCCGAUAACUACAGUGCGCGAUACCGCACAUCUUCCCCUCGAUGCCGCACACCUUCCCAUUUUCGCGCGUUUCGAUUCAGAGUUCAAAGAGAGAGCAGAGGCCAUUUUAGCCUUGAACAGCAUCGUCUACCCUGAGUGUGAGUGUGAUUUUGUGACCCGCUGCGUUCCUGGAGAGAUCUGGACGGCCGAGCCCACUAUCCUCAUCAUCGCCGAAUGGACUCAGGAGUCACCGAACACAUGGAUGAGAGUUGUCGGGGAGCUCAAGGCAUGGAUCGAUGAUAGACUCCAUGAAUCCGGCUUCGAGGGUAGGAACGUGGCCGUUGAAAUGAUAGCCCGUCAGCUAACUAGACGAAAGAGAAUUGCGCCUGUUCUUAACAAACCAGAUCUAGAGAGGGACUGGCCAAGCAUCCUGGACUCUGUGUAUAGGAUUCUCGAAUCAUUUGACCAGACGAGAUCGCGUAUGACGUCCAUUUCCCUCUUCCGUCUCGGUUUUAGCGUGGUACGCGAGGUGAACCCUAUAACGGUCUACAUAUCUGUCGACUACGACUGUCGGGAGAGUACCUGGCCUCCUGUGAUCCGAGCCAUCGAAACCUACAUCCAGGGCACUAUACACGACCUCCACGUCCAUAUGGAGCACAACUUGCCGCAGAAUUGGGCAUUCCCUCUGCUGCUGCCAACCGUGAACGACCAGGAGGCAAGAUAUCCGGAUGAGGAACUGCGGCUCAUGAUCGAAGGGGACUACCAGGCGACCGUGGACAUGGGGGCCGAGAUUGGCCCUUCCCGAUACAUCACUAGGGAUGAUGGCAAGCAGUGCAACCCUGGAUACGGAACAUUAGGUUGCUAUGUCGAGAUCAAGACAAAGCAGAAGCAACAAUGGGCAAAAUUCGGGCUCACAAACUACCACGUCGUCCGCUCGGCUCUCGAAGGCUACCGCUUCAAAUCCAAAGUGCCAAAAGCCCUUGACGACCCACCCCAAGGCUCGGAUCUGUGGAGAUCAGACCGCGAUGGGUUUAGCCCCACGGCCCGAGAGCCACGAUACCCAAUGGAGCAUCCUUCUCGGAUCUGCCAUAACUACACCGUCGACCAGGUGCAGUGCCGUGUUGCAUUUCUGCAAGCUGAAGGCCCCGCUAGCCAAACGAUGGCCAAGGCUACCGCGCAGCAGCUGAAUCGAAAGAUCGCUUUCUUUGACGAGAAUCGCCAGCAUCUGGGAAGAAUAUGGGCAGGCUCUGGAUGGGGAAGACGAACUCCUCAAAAUAACCGCCUGGAUUGGGCGUUGAUCGAGGUUGAGGGAAAUCGCCUUGGCAGGAAUGCGCUACCGGGAUGUGAGACUUGGUGUGAGCAAUAUGAUGCCGGCCUUCUCCCGGCCUUAGUUGGGCGAACUGGCUUCCUCAAGCCACGGACGAAGAUGUCGGCGAAGGACGCUGUACCGGGAACAAAUGCAUACAAGGUUGGCGCUAGGACAGGAGCAACGGCCGGGUACAUUAGCCACUACCAAUCUCGCAUCAGGCUCAAGCAGGACUCGUACAUGAACGCCACCGUCUCGGAUGAAUGGGUUUUUAUGGGUCAUCCGCCCUUGGCAGUGACCAUGUUUCGGCCAUUUGCCAACCAUGGCGACUCGGGUGCAGUGGUCUACAACUCGCAGGGGUCGGUAUUGGGCCUGUUGUUUGCGGGACAGAAACCGCAACAAUAUCACCCAGAGGCGUUUAGUUACAUCACGCGAAUUGAGGACGUAUUUAAGGACAUUAUAGACUCUAGUGGAGGGGACAUAACAGACAUUCGCAUUGCAAUGUCUUGA